CUGAGCUACCAUGGACAGGAUUUUCUCCGGCUUCUUGCUCUCUGUGCUACUUCUCUUCCAGAACUACGGAGUUUAUGGGGCUCCACCUCAGCCAAGAGGCACCCUGUGUAGGACAAGACCCACAGACCUGGUGUUCAUCAUAGACAGCUCUCGAAGUGUGCGCCCCAAUGAAUUUGAGCAAGUCAAAGUCUUCAUGUCUCAAGUAAUUGAGGCCCUGGAUGUUGGUCUCAAUGCCACUCGGGUGGGUGUAAUCAAUUAUGCCAGUGCGGUCAAGAGCGAGUUCUCCCUCAAGACCUACCAGACCAAAGCCAGCCUGUUGCAAGCAGUCCGCAAGAUCGAGCCUCUCUCCACGGGAACCAUGACUGGCUUGGCUAUCCAGUAUGCUAUAAAUAGGGCAUUUAGUGACUCAGAAGGGGCCAGAGUGCGGUCUCCUGGUAUUAAUAAGGUGGCAAUUGUUGUGACUGAUGGGCGCCCCCAAGAUGGCGUAAAGGAUGUGUCGACUAGAGCAAAAGCUGCGGGCAUUGAAAUCUUUGCCAUCGGGGUGGGCCGAGUGGACAUGAAUACCCUUCGGCAAAUUGCUAGCGAGCCUCUGGAUGAACACGUGGAUUACGUGGAGAGCUACAGCGUCAUUGAGAAGCUGACCCAUAAGUUUCAAGAGGCCUUCUGUGUGGUGUCAGAUCUGUGUGCCACGGGAGAUCACGACUGUGAGCAGAUCUGUGUCAGCACACCAGGGUCCUACAAGUGUGCUUGUAAAGAAGGCUUCACCCUGAACAGUGAUGGAAAAACCUGCAGUGCAUGCAGUGGGGGUGGAGGAGCCGCCCUUGAUCUUGUUUUCCUGAUUGAUGGCUCGAAGAGUGUACGACCAGAAAACUUUGAGCUGGUGAAGAAGUUCAUCAACCAGAUUGUGGACUCAUUGGAAGUGUCAGAUACACUUGCCCAUGUUGGCCUGGUUCAAUACUCUAGUUCGGUCAGACAGGAGUUCCCUCUGGGGCGGUACAACAACAAGAAGGAUAUCAAGACAGCAGUGAAAAGGAUGGCCUACAUGGAGAAAGGAACCAUGACAGGCCAAGCUCUGAAAUACCUCGUUGACAAUUCCUUUGCUGUCUCUAAUGGAGCAAGGCCUGGUGUCCCCAAGGUGGGCAUUGUCUUCACUGAUGGACGGUCACAAGAUUACAUCACUGAUGCUUCCAAGAAAGCGAAGGAGCUAGGGUUUAGGAUGUUCGCUGUGGGAGUGGGCAAUGCUGUGGAAGACGAAUUAAGGGAAAUCGCUUCAGAGCCUGUGGCAGAACACUACUUCUACACUGCUGAUUUCAAAGCCAUCAACAAGAUCGGGAAGAAACUGCAGAAGAAAAUCUGUGUUGAGGAAGACCCGUGUGAAUGUAAAGCCAUUGUGAAGUUCCAGACAAAAGUAGAAGACCUCAUAAAGUCAUUGCAGCGGAAAUAUAUCCUUUGGAAGCUGACCAUGUCCAGAACAUACAGGGUUGGGUUGCAUUUUGUGGAGAUAGCAAAUUAG
Molecule: messenger RNA, 1513 nt
Organism: Gavialis gangeticus (Gharial)
Lineage: Eukaryota; Metazoa; Chordata; Crocodylia; Gavialidae
Gene: MATN1
Product: matrilin 1, cartilage matrix protein
Exons: 7
Coding region: 11-1513 (500 amino acids)
Molecular function (GO): calcium ion binding
Source: RefSeq, a predicted model, not a curated record